CCGCCUCCGUUUGCGCCGGGUCCGCGCUGCCGGCCGCGCUCCUGGCGCUCGGGGCUGCGGCCGCUCGGAGCAAUGAUUAACCCCGCGGGCCGGGCGGCGCGGGGCCCGGGGCGGAGGCGCGGGCGCGGGGCGGGACCCCGGGGGGCCGCUCCGCUUCCUGCUCUCGCCCAAGUUUCCUCGUAGAGGGCGCAGUGCCGGCGGGGCCCGCGGCGCGGCGUGGCGCAGGGCGCGGCGCGGGGCGCGCGUGGGCGCGGCGCGGGCCGCCCGGGUCACGAUGAGGACUCUCCGCAGGUUGAAGUUCAUGAGUUCGCCCAGCCUCAGUGACCUGGGCAAGAGAGAGCCGGCCGCCGCCGGCGCGGACGAGCGGGGCACGCAGCAGCGCCGGGCCUGCGCCAACGCCACCUGGAACAGCAUCCACAACGGGGUCAUCGCUGUCUUCCAGCGCAAGGGGCUGCCCGACCAGGAGCUCUUCAGCCUCAACGAAGGCGUCCGGCAGCUGCUGAAGACAGAGCUGGGGUCUUUCUUCACGGAGUACCUGCAGAACCAGCUGCUGACGAAAGGCAUGGUGAUUCUGCGGGACAAGAUCCGCUUCUAUGAGGGACAGAAACUGCUGGACUCGCUGGCAGAGACCUGGGAUUUUUUCUUCAGUGACGUGCUGCCCACGCUGCAGGCCAUCUUCUACCCGGUGCAGGGCAAGGAGCCGUCGGUGCGCCAGCUGGCCCUGCUGCACUUCCGGAACACCAUCACCCUGAGCGUGAAGCUGGAGGACGCGCUGGCCCGCACCCACGCCCGCGUGCCCCCCGCCAUCGUCCAGAUGCUGCUGGUGCUGCAGGGGGUGCACGAGUCCCGGGGCGUGACCAAGGACUACUUGCGGCUGGAGACGCUGAUCCAGAAGGUGGUGUCACCCUACCUGGGCACCUACGGCCUCUAUUCCAGCGAGGGCCCCUUCACACAUUCCUGCAUCCUGGAGAAGCACUUCCUGCGCCGCUCCCGCUCAGGGGACGUUCUGGCCAAGAACCCCGUGGUGCGCUCCAAGAGCUACAACACCCCGCUGCUGAACCCCGUGGCGGAGCACGAGGCCGAGGGUGCAGCAGCCGGUGGGCCUGGCAUCCGCAGGCACUCGGUCUCGGAGAUGACGUCCUUCCCCGAGCCCCAGGGUUUCUCCGACUCGCCUGGCCAGGGCCCCGCCGGGGCCUUCAGACCGUCUCCGGUGCCCCAGUCGGGGCCGUGCCCCAGCAGACUGUACCCACCCAGCCAGCCCCCUGAGCCUGGCCCAGGCGCGGCCCACGGCUCCCCGCCCUCCUCCAGUCCAGAGAACCUGGUGGACCAGAUCCUGGAAUCCGUGGACUCCGAUUCGGAAGGGAUCUUCAUUGACUUUGGCCGGGCCCGUGGCUCUGGCGCAUCGGAGUUCGAGGGGGCCGGGGGUCGGCAGAGCAUUGUGUGA
Messenger RNA from Canis lupus familiaris (dog), 1444 nucleotides. It is a transcript of the gene PRR5, whose product is annotated as proline rich 5. The record is from RefSeq and is marked inferred. Gene Ontology annotation, biological process: TORC2 signaling. Lineage: Eukaryota; Metazoa; Chordata; Mammalia; Carnivora; Canidae. Gene Ontology annotation, cellular component: TORC2 complex.